AUGAAUCAUAACAGGUCCGGAAACUUCAACAUCAGUGCUCCUCUCAACAGCAGCUCCGGUUCCGUGGACGAGCUUGUCAUCACUUCGACUUUUGGGACAUUGCUGUCGCUAGUGUAUAUAGUUGGGGUGUCCGGAAAUGUGUAUACGCUGGUGGUGAUGUGUCAUUCUAUCCGUUUUGCUACCUCCAUGUACAUCUCUAUCAUUAACCUUGCGCUGGCUGAUCUGCUUUACCUCUCUACUAUCCCAUUCGUGGUAUGCACCUAUUUCCUGAAGGACUGGUACUUCGGAGACGUGGGCUGUCGUAUUCUACUGAGUCUCGACCUCCUGACCAUGCACGCGAGCAUUUUUACACUGACAGUAAUGUGUACGGAGCGCUACCUAGCCGUUACAAAGCCAUUGGAUACCGUUAAGCGCUCCAAAAGCUACCGGAAAGCCAUGGCCGGAGGCGUUUGGAUGCUGUCAUUGGUUCUUACCAUUCCUAUGAUGACUAUGGUCAACCAGACCACCAAACACUCGGACGGCGGCGUGAAAAGGAUGUGUGCGCCCACCUGGGGCACCGAGGCGUAUAAAAUUUACUUGAGUAUCCUUUUCAGCACAAGCAUUAUGGCGCCUGGGAUAAUAAUUGGGUACCUAUACACUAAAUUAGCCCGCACUUACCUAGAGUCUCAGAGGAAUUCGGCCACCAACAAAGGGAAUAAGCGCUCUCCAAAACAAAAAGUACUAAUCAUGAUAUUCACCAUUGUGCUGGUGUUCUGGGCGUGCUUUCUCCCCUUCUGGAUUUGGCAGCUCCUUCCCCUGUAUCACAAACCCCUGAGGCUGGCCUCUCACACCCGUACCUGCAUUAACUACCUGGUGGCCUGUCUUACUUACACCAACAGCUGCAUCAACCCUUUUCUGUACACGCUGCUAACGAAAAACUACAGGGAAUACCUUAAAAAUCGUCACCGGAGUUUCUACCGCUACACGUCGUCCUUUAAAAAGCGUCCCUCCAGUUUGUACUCCUUAGGGAAGUCAGCUUCGUCCAGUAACCAGUUCGACUUCAACUCCGAGACGUUGGUAAUGGGACCAAUUAAGGGGCCCCUGUGAUCCGUCAAAAGGGAGACUGCUGGAUGGAGUUUAUGAGAAGCAAGAACUCGGGAAUGUUCUGGGUUUGCUGUUGGCGUGAAAGGGUCUACCCGGGAUAUCUGUCCCUGGACCGCGACCCUGCUUAUGACCUGGGAAUUACCCGGGACAGACACGGUUCGGAUUUGGCAUGAAAGGGGGAAUUCAACAAAUGAACCUCAUUGACUGGAGACGCGCUAGUAGCCUAUGUCGCAACGGCGCUUGUUAACGUUUUGU
Molecule: messenger RNA, 1338 nt
Organism: Conger conger (European conger)
Lineage: Eukaryota; Metazoa; Chordata; Actinopteri; Anguilliformes; Congridae
Product: urotensin-2 receptor
Exons: 2
Coding region: 1-1086 (361 amino acids)
Biological process (GO): regulation of blood pressure; blood vessel diameter maintenance; neuropeptide signaling pathway
Cellular component (GO): membrane
Molecular function (GO): urotensin II receptor activity
Source: RefSeq, a predicted model, not a curated record